AUGUCACCAUCACCGCAAACCCCACUGCAUUCACGCCACACAUCGGUAGCAGACUCCUUCUCCAUGUCGCCCUCGAUGGACCGGCGACAGUCCCGGUCUUCCUUCAACGAUGCACCCUUGACUCCACACCGCAACAACAGUUUUGGCACCGCCGACAACACGAUGGACUUGAGCGGAUUCGGCAGCGGCGGUCACAACAUGGCGGGCGGCGGCUCCGGACUUGGCAAUCUGGCCGACGAGCUGGCCGGUGCCUUUUCGGACGAAGACGAGGAUGACGACCCAUACUACGAAGAAGGCGACAACUCGGCCAUUGGUAUCGCGGUCACUACCGACGAUGCUAUGCAUACAACUCGAGACAGCGGAGUCGACAUAGCCAGCGCCGCCGGCCGGGGAGGAGGAAAGAAGAUGAGCGGUGACGGUCUCGGUCUGCCAACGCCAAGGGGCCAUCGGAGGAAAGCGAGCGAUUAUGAUGGAAGCGAAUAUGGGUCGGACUCUGAUCUGGACACGACAGAUAUGCCACCGAGUCUUGUCGCCAAAAUUGAUGCGGUAGAGUCUCUAGCAAGGAGGGGAACGGAGAGCAACGGAGGCCCCACGGAUGGCGUCUUUCAGAGAGUAACGAAUCUGCUCCGCGACCUGGGUCCCCAGGCUGGGGUAGAGGCUCUAUCCACGCACCUGCACCACCAAUCACGCCAAAUCCAGACCCUAAGCUAUGCUCUCUUCGCGCCGACAUCAAUACCCCCAGAUGUUGAGACGGUAGAGGAGCUUAUUCCCCUUCUCGACGCUCUGUCAGAAAUCAUACCACGACCUGCCACUGCGGCGCACGCCUCCCUGGCCUCGCUGCACGCCGUCACAGCAGAUGUGGUGCAGACGCUCAACUACCUGUCGGACACCCUGGCCAUGUCCCGGCAGACGACCAACGCGGCCACACGUCGGCUGCGCAGCGCCAAGGAGAUGGUAGCCGAGAUUCGCCGCGAGGACGAUGAGCGUGAGGAGGCGGAAAUUUGGCUUACCAGGCACAAGUGGGGCGAACGGCUAGCCAGGCGGGAGUGCGCUGCUGUCUGCAAGGACGUCGUCGGCGGCUUCGAGGACGUAUGCAAUUCAUGGCGGGCCAGGAUACUGGGGCAAGCCGAGGCUGGCCCGACGGCUGCCUGA
Molecule: messenger RNA, 1152 nt
Organism: Pyricularia pennisetigena
Lineage: Eukaryota; Fungi; Ascomycota; Sordariomycetes; Magnaporthales; Pyriculariaceae
Exons: 2
Coding region: 1-1152 (383 amino acids)
Source: RefSeq, a predicted model, not a curated record